GCGUGACGUCAUAAGACUGUGCGAGUUCCCGUGUCUGUUGUGAAUCAGCUCAAGAAAGAGAAAGUCCUGCUGAAGUGACUGAGAUCCUCGUGACACACUGAUAUAAAGAUGGCGUUUAUUAAAGAGGAGAGUGAAGACUUCAGAAUUGAAGAAGUGUUCAGUCUGAAACAAGAAGAGACGGAGGAACAAAUAGGCCAAGAUCCGUAUGCAAUGGAACAGACAGAUCAGUGUGAGAAACUCCAUGAUUUAAUAAUUGGUGAAAAAACAACAAAGACUGAAAUGGCUUCUAUACGAAAAAGAGCUCAGAAAACCAAAUCUAACAGCCAUUUCACCUGCCAUCACUGUGGAAGGAGUUUCACAGAAAAACAAAAUCUUCAAACGCACAUGAGAAUUCACACUGGAGAGAAGCCUUUCAACUGCCAACAGUGUGGAAGGAACUUCGCUCAACAAGGAUCCCUCAAAAAUCACAUGAGAACUCACACAGGAGAGAAGCCUUUCAACUGCCAACAGUGUGGAAAAAGUUUCACUCAAAAUGCAUCCCUUAUAUAUCACAUGAGAAUUCACUCGGGAGAGAAGCCUUUUACCUGCCAACAGUGUGGAAAGAGUUUCACUCAAAAAUCAUACCUUCAGAGUCACAUGAUAACUCACUCGGGAGAGAAGCCUUUCACCUGUCAGCAGUGUGGAAAGAGUUAUACACAGAAAAGCACCCUUCAUACCCACAUGAGCAUUCACACUGGAGAGAAGCCUUAUACAUGUGAACAGUGUGGAAAGAGUUUCCCUGGAAAACAAAAGCUUAAAGUCCACAUGAGAGUUCACACUCAAGAGAAGCCUUACUCUUGCAAGUAUUGUGGGAAGGGUUUCACACAUGCAUGCUCCCGGUAUUACCACAUGAGAAUUCACACUGGACCAAAGCUGUUCACAUGUGAUUGUUGUGGAAAGAUCCUCACAACAGAAUUUAGCCUUAACUGUCACAAGAUGAUUCACACUGGAAAGAAACCCUUCGAAUGUGAUCAGUGUGGAAGGUGUUUCACACGUAAGGCAAAACUUAGUUACCACAUGAAGACUCAUUCGGCAGAGAAAUGCUGUAAAUGUGCUCAGUGUGAAAAGAGUUUCAAGAAUAAACGUACUCUAAAUGCUCACAUGAAAAAACAACACACUCGAGAGGAGCCUGUGGGAAGAGCUUCUCACAAUUAAUCUUAAGAUCCACUUGAAAUGUGUGUGGAAUCUUGAAGAAACCCACAUGAGAUAUCAAUCAGGAGAGAACUAUUAUGCCAUCAUUGUGCAAAGUGUUUCUCAGUCAGAGGAAACCUGAAGAUUCACAGAGGAGUUCAGACUGGAAAGAGACCUUUCAAAGAUCAUUCUGGAAAUAAAGUGUGACUUGGUUUACCAAAAGAAGCAAUUUAAAAAAUCCCCAGCAUAUUCACUCUGGAGAAAGGCCUGUUAACUUUGAUCAAUGUAAUACAUUUGACAUUACACCUGAAAGAUACACUUAAGAAGUCACACAUUUUUGUGCUUUGUGGAAAAUAGACCUGCAUUUUAAGAGAGCAUAAGAAAAUACGUAUAUGUUUGAAAUUACCUAAAAUCAACCAUGGUUUUACUAAAAAAAAAAAAAAAAAAAAA
Molecule: messenger RNA, 1620 nt
Organism: Carassius auratus (goldfish)
Lineage: Eukaryota; Metazoa; Chordata; Actinopteri; Cypriniformes; Cyprinidae
Product: gastrula zinc finger protein XlCGF8.2DB-like
Exons: 3
Coding region: 109-1194 (361 amino acids)
Biological process (GO): regulation of immune system process; negative regulation of transcription by RNA polymerase II; regulation of cytokine production
Cellular component (GO): nucleoplasm
Molecular function (GO): DNA-binding transcription repressor activity, RNA polymerase II-specific; RNA polymerase II cis-regulatory region sequence-specific DNA binding
Source: RefSeq, a predicted model, not a curated record